GAGAAAUAGACAGUUCGUGGUGUUCACCGUCAGACGAAGGCAGAGAGACAAGUAGCAAGCUCUCCAUUUGCGAUCUCGUCAUGUGCAAAGUGCAAGAACACAGUUUAUUUUCAUUAAAUCCCAGGAUGGCUGGCUAUAGGAUUAAGCCGUCGAUGCAACUCGUUUCUGUUUUAAAAAAAUAAUUCCGAUAUUUUAUGCAUGUGUAAUUGUUUUACUAGUUAAUGAGAAACCCGAGGGGUAGCCCAACGGUGGAAGAUAAAAUGGAAAAUAUAUCCAACUCGACAAACAAAAACUCUGUGUGCAACCGUUCUAUGGACUUCUAUUCCUUCAACUCUGCCAACCGGACCGAUUUAAAUUGUACGCCCCCGGAUCAGUUCCUUCUCCAACCGGAUUUCUACGUUGUUCUGCCGGUCAUAUACUCUGUGAUAUGCGCUGUGGGUUUGACAGGCAACACAGCUGUCAUUUAUGUAAUCCUCAAGGCACCCAAAAUGAAAACAGUCACCAAUAUGUUUAUCUUGAACUUGGCGAUCGCUGAUGACUUAUUCACAUUAGUUCUGCCCAUCAACAUUGCCGAACACCUCUUACAUUACUGGCCCUUCGGUGAGGUGUUGUGCAAAAUAAUCCUGUCCAUUGACCACUACAACAUUUUCUCCAGCAUCUACUUCCUCACUGUAAUGAGCAUCGAUCGAUACCUUGUAGUCCUCUCGACGGUGCGGUCCAGAAGAAUGCCCUACCGUACGUACAGGGCAGCAAAAAUAGUUAGCCUAUGUGUCUGGGUGCUGGUGAUUCUUAUCGUCAUGCCAUUCACCGUUUUCGCUGGAGUUUAUAUUAGCCACGACGACAUGGAAAGAAAGAGUUGUGUGUUGAGUUUUCCCAGCCCGGAAAGUUUCUGGUUUAAGGCCAGUCGGAUUUAUACGCUUAUCCUCGGAUUCGCCAUCCCUGUAUCCACAAUCUGCAUUCUUUAUACCAUGAUGCUGUACAAACUGAGAAACAUGCGACUGAACUCCAACGCCAAAGCUCUAGAUAAAGCGAAGAAAAAGGUGACAGUUAUGGUGUUUAUUGUGCUGGCAGUGUGCCUCUUUUGUUGGACCCCUUUCCAUCUGAGUACCAUCGUCGCCCUCACCACGGACCUGAGGACGACACCUUUAUUGAUAGGAAUUUCCUACUUUAUUACCAGUCUAAGCUAUGCCAACUCGUGUCUGAACCCUUUCUUGUACGCCUUUCUGGAUGACAGUUUCCGGAAGGCUUUCAAGAAAAUGCUUGAAUGUAGACCUGCUUGAAUGUACAUAACGUGGGGAGGAAGCUUUGGUGUUAUAGGAAGUUUUCCAUUCACCACUUUCCACUUCAAAUGUUGUAUUAUCAUUUAAUGAUUUAUUAAUUUGAUUUAUCUACCGUGAAUUUACAAAUGGAUAUAUUUAAACAUAAAAGUUACAACUAAAUUAUUAUUAUUAUUAUUAUUAUUAUUAUUAUUAUUAUUAUUAUUAUUAUUAUUAUUAUUAUGUGGCCUUUUGUCUCCCCCUUGUGUUGCAUGAAGGAACACGUAGAGUUGGAGAGAAUUGUCCCUGGACAUUUAGCACAUUCCUUAAGUUUUAAGCUUUGAAAGGAAGUUAUUUUUGUAUAGAAUAGACUGGGUACUGUGCCCAAAGAGUAUAACAAAAUUCAGUGUUAUAUAUUUGCAAUUCUUUUAGCUUAGACUGAACUGCAUACUGUAUACUCUUGUACAUGUUUGUAUUUGUUAAUGAAAGUAGGUCAUCAUCGUUAUGCUUGUAUGCAUUGACUGCUUAAAAAAAAAAAUUAUUUUAAAAGAUGAAAAUGGAUUGUAGUUGUUCAUAUCAUAUAAUUGCAUUGCCAGUUUUACAGAUGAUUUAUGUUAUUUGAAAUUAAUUUGUACACAUUGUGCCAAGAAAAUAAAGAUCAUACAAGUAUGCUUCAAGUUCUUCACAACCAGCAAACAUGAACAUGCUAUUUCAAUAAAUGUAAAAUAAAAUCAA
This is a messenger RNA of Anguilla anguilla (European eel), 1991 nucleotides long. RefSeq names its product neuropeptides B/W receptor 2b (gene npbwr2b). The coding region runs from base 222 to 1280 and encodes 352 amino acids. NCBI's taxonomy places the organism in Eukaryota, Metazoa, Chordata, Actinopteri, Anguilliformes, Anguillidae. Gene Ontology annotation, cellular component: membrane; neuron projection. Gene Ontology annotation, biological process: neuropeptide signaling pathway. The transcript has 2 exons. Gene Ontology annotation, molecular function: neuropeptide binding; neuropeptide receptor activity. The record is from RefSeq and is a predicted model, not a curated record.